AUGUAUUCUAUGAACUAUAUCGGCAAGUUCAUUGCGAACUUCCGGGAAUUCUACAACGAAAUCAAUAGUGCGACGCUGACCGGCGCCAUCGACGUGGUGGUGGUAGAGCAGCCAGAUGGUAGCUUCACGUGCUCGCCGUUUCACGUUCGCUUCGGCAAACUCGGUGUGCUGCGCUCGAGGUUCAAAGUUGUGGACUUAGAGCUAAACGGUGAACAGUUAGAUAUCCACAUGAAGCUCGGGGAGUCGGGCGAAGCGUUUUUCGUGGAGGAGGUGGGUGAGGACGAGGCGGUGUGCUCCGCGCACCUCGCUACAUCCCCCAUACCAGCUACGCGUUUCGAGGAACUUUACGAACCAAGGCGUAGAAAUUCAUUGUCGAUAGUCGAGCCUGACCAUGGCCUUGCUUCUGAUUAUACAAAACGACGUUAUACUGCUGACGGCCAGACUAUGCAGAAACCUGAUUUAAGUAAGCUUAAAACCAAAGAUGAAAAUAAAAAAAGAAAUGAUACUGAAAAUGACGCCCUAUUUGAAAUGGAGGGCUUGGAUGAUGUAACGGUCGAUUGGACCGACGCGAAACCCAAAACGUUUGCAGCAACGGAGCUCGGCGGAGCCGAGAGUGAUGCUGACCAUGUAGUACAAAAGAUUAGCGCGAACAACGACUUCCGCCCUAUCGAAGCCGCGCCCUCCGCACAGGAAGAAGUAAAGCAAAAUGGAAACGGGAAAAAGAAAAAAAAGACUAGAAAGGUCAGCAUGAAGAAGAAGCACCAAAGAAAGUCCUCCACCAGUUCCGUUUCAAGCCAAUCAGACCUCGCUAGUUCCGAGCCGCGUGGGUCGCAACCCACUUCCAUUCCAAAUAAAGCUGAUAUUAACUUUUUCAGUGAUACCGAAGUGAAUGCUGCUAUGCUCAGUGAAGAAAUGUCGAAUUUGAAGCUGAACGGAGACAACCGCAUCCCGCUGGCGUUGUCCGAUACAGCGUUCGAGGUGCAUGCAGCCUCCAGACACUCCAAGGGGUCACGUAGCGGCACGCCUGUGCAGUCAGACACUGAGGUGGAGUUGUCGCGUGCGACUGCUGGUGACAAAUCAUCGCAGUCGUGGCGAUGGGGCGAGUUGCCGGAGCCUCCGAUGAGAGGGACGAAUACAGAGUCUCCCGAAAGCCCAGCGUCUCCGGUGUCCCCGGCGUCCCCUGCUUCGCCGGCAGAGCCCCUCAGUUCUGACGAGGAACGGCCGGGACGGCGCGGAGUGUUCAGCGGGAUGUUCCGCUUCAUGUCGACGCGGGACGCCAACGAUGCUGCGACGGGGGGUGUUUAUCUAGACGACCUUGACCGCGGCCAAGUCGACCCCGAUCUGUAUUUCCCAAAGCACCAUACUGAACGCUACCGCUCAGGGGGCGUAAGGGGUACAGUGCAAGAAGUAGGACCGACAGAAGAGGAGUAUGAGUCAGGCAAUGGACCUUCUCUCCCACAGUCCCCAGCUUCCCUCGAACCGCCCACUAUCGACUCAGAUGACGAGGACAAAAUAUUAAGCAAGGGGGAAGUGUCGGUGUACGUGCGCGAGGGCGCGGUGUCGCGCGCGCUGCCGUUCGACGAGUUCUGUGCGCACGGCGAGGCGCUGGCGGCGGAUGGCCGCCUCGUGGUGCGCGUGGGCACGCGCUGCCUGCCCUGGCGCAGCGCUGGCCCGCUGCUGCUCUCGCUGCUCGCUUACCGUCGCCCGUUGCCCAACCGUAUCCUGGAGUCGUUGGACAAAGGUUCAGUGGAAGCGGAGGCGGAGGCGGAGGCGGAGGUGGGCGGGGCGGCGGGUGCGGCCAGCGCGGGCGCCAAGCCGCGCGCCUAUAGCUGGUGGAGCUGGCGCCGCUCCAACGCAGACGCCAAGCGAACUGAAUCAUCGCCACCGAAAGAAGAAAUCACAAAGGACUUAAACAUAGAACAAGCGCCGCAAGUGAUCAAAAGUAUUCAAGAAAUUACUGUAGGUGAAGAUCAAGUGGACUAUGGCACUGAAGAAAAAGACCUUGAAACUGAAGAUAACGAUGUAAAUGACGUCAUGGAACCACAAGAACCAAUUCAAAUUGAAGAUGGAACAGAACUAUUGCCCGAGAAACCAUCACAAAUAAAAGGAGAUCAACUCGAGCACAGUUCGUCAGAUUCGGAACAGGAGACAUCCAAGCAUCAGAAACCUCGUCGUUAUUCCACAUUCCGAAAAACCUUGCGGCUAUCUUCAGAACAAAUUAAAAAGUUGAACCUGCGUGAGGGCAUGAAUGAGAUGGUGUUCAGUGUGACGACGGCGUACCAAGGCACCACGCGCUGCAAAUGCAACGUGUUCCGCUGGAGACACGACGAUAAGGUCGUCAUUUCGGACAUCGACGGCACCAUCACCAAGUCCGAUGUCCUUGGUCACAUUUUUCCACUGGUAGGGAAAGAUUGGGCUCAGUCUGGAGUGGCGCAACUUUUCACUAAGAUAAAGAACAACGGCUACCAACUACUCUAUCUUUCUGCUAGAGCUAUUGGCCAGGCUCGGGUGACGCGCGAGUACCUGCGCUCGAUCCGGCAGGGCGAGCUGUGCCUGCCGGACGGGCCGCUGCUGCUCAACCCCACGUCGCUGCUGCGCGCCUUCCACCGCGAGGUCAUCGAGAAGAAGCCCGAGGAGUUCAAGAUACAGUGCCUCGCCGACAUCAAGGCCUUGUUUCCGCACGGCUCCAACCCCUUCUACGCGGGAUACGGGAAUAGAGUGAACGAUGUUUGCGCGUACCAAGCUGUCGGCAUUCCGAUUGUAAGAAUUUUCACUAUCAACUACAAGGGCGAAUUGAAACACGAAUUGACGCAAACAUUCCAGUCGACGUACUCGCACAUGUCAGUGCUGGUGGACCAGGUGUUCCCGCCCGCGCUGUGCGAGCCGAGUGGCGAGUUCUCGCACGCGGUGUACUGGCGCGACCCGCUGCCCGACGUCGAACUCCCGCCGCUACAGACCGUGCACCAACCAACCACCAAACACUAA
This is a messenger RNA of Parnassius apollo (apollo), 2985 nucleotides long. Lineage: Eukaryota; Metazoa; Arthropoda; Insecta; Lepidoptera; Papilionidae. The record is from the annotation of a GenBank genome assembly.